This is a messenger RNA of Fusarium verticillioides 7600, 765 nucleotides long. RefSeq lists its product as hypothetical. The record is from RefSeq and is a predicted model, not a curated record. The transcript has a single exon. Bases 1 to 765 code for a protein of 254 amino acids. NCBI's taxonomy places the organism in Eukaryota, Fungi, Ascomycota, Sordariomycetes, Hypocreales, Nectriaceae.
AUGGCAGAGGCCAUGCUUGCUCAGCAAGUUUCUGUCAUGUUCGCUGAGCACGCUGAGCUUCGGAAAACCGACGCGGCACAAAAGAAAGAGAUAGAGAACCUCGAAGCUCAACGCGACUUCUACGCCGGUGAAGCAGAAAUGCUCAGAGACCUUCGGCUUCUCUACGAAGCCAAGCUUGAACAAAAGGAUUCUGAGAUUUUGGGCCUGCAUGUCCUCCUCGACAAAGUGAGGGUCGAUGCCGAUAUCUGUAGGGACGAUCUGAGCGAGUUGCGCAAGCAGCUCAAGGACCUGCAAGCCAAGUAUGAGACAAGCCAGAAACAACUUUGCGCUGGCGAGGUAAAGUUUACCCGUCGCAGUUUUCAAGUCUCCAAUCUUAUUUGCGCCCUGCGUCGGAAAAUUUCUACCAAUCGCGUCUCCCUCGUAGCUCUUCGCGCUGCGUACAAGGUCAUUCCAAGCUUGGAGCAGAAAGCUCGGUGCAUGAGGAUUCUUUCUAUGGCGAGGAAACUUCCACACAGAACUGGUAUUGAGAAGGAGAUGAAAGAGUGCCUCGAGGACGCUGGUCUCUUGGUCUCGUUUGACAAGAAUGGUAUCAUGGUGCUGACACGAUCUGUGCCGGUUGUCAAAAUACCCACUGAUGGUUAUAAAGAGUUUGAGGAAAGCAUCACGAUCGUCGAGAAAGAUGCUGCAAUGAUGGACGACAAGGCUUCCGAUCAGAAUACCCAACAGAAUACCAAGAAAGAUGAAGACGUUCAGGUGUCUGUUUAA